Molecule: messenger RNA, 2493 nt
Organism: Fulmarus glacialis (Northern fulmar)
Lineage: Eukaryota; Metazoa; Chordata; Aves; Procellariiformes; Procellariidae
Product: chondroitin sulfate synthase 1-like
Exons: 4
Coding region: 1-2382 (793 amino acids)
Cellular component (GO): Golgi cisterna membrane
Molecular function (GO): glucuronosyl-N-acetylgalactosaminyl-proteoglycan 4-beta-N-acetylgalactosaminyltransferase activity
Source: RefSeq, a predicted model, not a curated record
AUGGAUUGUGGAGUGGGCACUCUUGCCUCUCGGGAGGAGGUUGUGUGGAUUGACUUUGAACAUCGUGACAGCACGAUACAUGUUUUGCUUAACGUACCGAUCGUACUGCAGUAUUGCAAUAGUGAGAAGCCGGGUCGAGAGGCCUUAAGUUGGCUGAGGCCACCAGCGAUCACCGCAGGGGAAGUGGUCUCUGCAGGUGUAGAUACCGGAGUCUGGUGGCAGAAAUGUGACUGCAUUUCCUUUAAACAGCUGAGGGUGAUGGGGAGCCCUCAUGGGCGGAAGGACGGUGUCAGAACAUGGUCCAAAACCAUUCCUGGCAAGGUUGAAUUCUUCUCCAGUGAGGGUUCAGACACCUCUAUUCCCAUCCCCAUCGUGCCGCUUCCAGGUGUAGAUGACUCUUACCCACCCCAGAAGAAAUCUUUCAUGAUGCUCAAAUACAUGCAUGACCACUACUUGGACAAAUACGAAUGGUUUAUGAGAGCUGAUGACGACGUUUACAUCAAAGGGGACAAACUGGAGAACUUCCUCAGGAGUUUGAACAGCAGCGAGCCCCUCUUUCUUGGGCAGACUGGCCUUGGUACCACGGAGGAGAUGGGGAAGCUGGCGCUGGAACCGGGCGAGAACUUCUGCAUGGGGGGACCAGGAGUGAUCAUGAGCCGGGAAGUUCUGCGGAGAAUGGUGCCCCAUAUUGGCGAGUGCCUGCGAGAGAUGUACACCAUCCACGAGGACGUGGAAGUGGGAAGAUGCGUACGGAGGUUUGCGGGAGUGCAGUGUGUAUGGUCCUACGAGAUGCAGCAGCUGUUUUAUGAAAAUUAUGAGCAGAACAAAAAAGGCUAUAUCCGAGACCUGAGGAACAGCAAAAUACACAGAGCUAUAACGCUGCACCCCAAUAAGAACCCCCCCUACCAGUACAGACUUCACAGCUACAUGUUGAGCCGCAAGAUAGCAGAGCUGCGCCACCGGACUGUGCAGCUGCACCGGGAAAUUGUCCUGAUGAGCAAAUACAGCAAUACAGAAAUCCACAAAGAUGACCUGCAGCUGGGAAUGCCACCUUCCUUCAUGCGAUUCCAGCCCCGCCACCGGGAAGAAAUCUUGGAGUGGGAGUUUCUUACAGGAAAGUAUUUGUAUUCGGGUGCUGACGGGCAGCCCCCUCGGAGAGGAAUGGACUCUUCUCAGCGUGAAGCGUUGGAUGACAUUGUUAUGCAGGUCAUGGAAAUGAUCAACGCCAACGCUAAGACCCGGGGGAGGAUCAUAGAUUUCAAGGAAAUACAGUAUGGCUAUCGCAGAGUAAAUCCGAUGUACGGAGCAGAGUACGUUCUUGACUUGUUGCUUCUGUACAAAAAGCAUAAGGGGAAGAAGAUGACCGUCCCCGUCAGGAGGCACGCGUACUUGCAGCAGACGUUCAGCAAGAUCCAGUUUAUGGAGCACGAAGAGAUGGACGCCAAAGAACUGGCCAGCAAAAUCAACCAGGAUUCUGGAUCCUUGUCUUUCCUCUCCAACUCGCUGAAGAUGUUUGUUCCCUUCCAGCUCAGCCGAUCAAAAGUGGAGAGGAAGGAACUCAAAGACAAGAAGAUCAACAUCCUGAUUCCUCUCUCCGGACGUUUUGACAUGUUCGCAAGGUUCAUGGGGAAUUUUGAAAAGACGUGCCUCAUUCCAAACCAGAACGUCAAGCUGGUUGUCCUGCUUUUCAAUUCCAACUCCAACCCUGACAAAGUGAAGCAGAUCGAGCUGAUGAGAGAUUACCGCUCCAAAUACCCCAAGGCUGACAUGCAGGUUUUACCGGUGUCGGGGGAGUUCUCGAGGGCACUGGCUCUGGAAGUCGGAUCUUCUCAGUUCCAGAACGAGUCUUUACUUUUCUUCUGUGACGUUGACUUAGUGUUUACCACAGAAUUCCUCCAGCGGUGUAGAGCCAAUACAGUUUUGGGUGAACAAGUAUACUUUCCCAUCAUUUUUAGCCAGUAUGAUCCAAAGAUUGUUUAUAGUGGAAAAGUUCCUAGUGACAAUCAUUUUGCCUUCACCCAGAAAACAGGUUUCUGGAGGAACUAUGGCUUUGGUAUUACCUGUAUUUACAAAGGUGAUCUUCUUCGAGCAGGUGGCUUUGAUGUCUCCAUCCAAGGUUGGGGCCUUGAAGACGUAGACCUAUUUAACAAAGUCAUUCAAGCUGGCUUAAAAACUUUCCGAAGCCAAGAAAUUGGAGUAGUCCAUGUGCAUCACCCUGUUUUUUGUGACCCUAAUCUUGAUCCAAAACAAUACAAAAUGUGCUUGGGGUCCAAAGCUUCAACUUAUGGGUCCACACAACAGCUGGCUGAAAUAUGGUUUGAAAAAAAUGACCCAAAUUUUGGGAAAAGCAGCAAUACUAAUGGCUCAGUGAGGACAGCCUAAUGUCCAGCUAUGCUGGAAAAGACUUUUUUUUUUAAUUAUCUAAUUUAUUUUUGGGAAAAUGUGUUUUGAUAAUUCACUUUUAAAAGACCACACAGGAUAUAUUUUAGAAAU